UGAGUGAGGAAUCCAAAUCCAUAUUAUGAAAAAAAAAACUGUCGAUUAAAUAAUAAGGAUCGAUUUCAUACAAUAAAUUUUUGAACUGCUCUACGGCAUCCAACAUUUAAAACCCUUUGUGGUCGACUUUGAUUUCUGGGUUUCACUAAUUUAUGUGAUAUCAAUAUAUUAAAAAUAAUUUAAUUAUGGUCAGAAAAAACUUGAUCUGAUGUUUCAACAUCCUCAAUAAAUAGACCAAAAUGCAAAACUAAGUCUAAAAUAUGACCAUGAACAUGAGUGGGUUUAUGCACUUGCUGUAUAAGAUUAAAAGAAUCAAUUACAUUGAAAAAAUCCCUUACCAAUGGAUUUGUAAGACAGCACACUUGUAUGUUAAAAUCACCCACUAACAUGGACUUGCCAGUAAAAUCCACUGAUGAGACAAAUUAAAAGGGUGCCCAGUGAAAGAUAAUUUCUCUUCCCGCUUGAAUAAUGGAUUAGUAGAAUGAGAGUAGAUCACCUUGGAGGAGGUAAUACAUAAGCUGAAGUCUUACCUAAGGAGGUAAGACUUCAGCUUUACCGCAAAGCCACUUGGCCGCCCGCAUCUCCUGCGAUGUCGGCGAUUAAAAAGCGCACAGCGGUCGGAAACAGACGAAACGGGAACGAACAGGUGGAAGGUAAUUGGUGCCGAAUCGUUUCUGCAUGCAAAAGCGUGCUCCCUCCAUUGAUGAUUUAAUAUCAAAAAGCAUUUGCCGGUCAUAUGUUAACAGGGCAGAAGAGUUUAUCACACAGAAAGACAUAAUCACAAAUAAAACAAAGACAAAGUCGCAAAGCGAAAGACGGCACGCCACAUACACCGGCGCCAUCUUGACACGUCACACGUUAUUAAAUUUAUUUGAACUUUACCAUAGUACAGAGCUAAUUUUGUAGCAUAUGUUUGACUUUUAUUUCCACUUUUAAAAGCCUCUUAUACUUUGUACUUUUAUAUCUAUUAUUGUUCAAUGAAACUGACAUUUAACAAAAAGAGGCAGAGUUGUGCUUAUUGUCGCGCUUUAUCAUCGAUCGCUACUUUCCGGCUUACACCACGCCUAUCAAAUCCAUGUGACACUAUUAUAAAGAUGGAGUUUAUUAAAGAGGAGAGUGAAGACUUGAGGAUUGAAGAAACAUUCAGAGUCAAACAGGAAGAUACUGAGGAACAAACAGACCUGAUGACACUGAAAGAGGAGAGUCAAGAACUCAAAAAAAAGGAAGAUAAUGUUCAGAAUGAGAAAUAUGGUUUCGUGACUGGAGAAGAAUCAUUUAGUUGCUCACAUACUGAAAAGACUUCACGAAAAAGAGCUCAAAAGACAGCAAAUAGACGUUACUUCACCUGCCAACAGUGUGGAAAAAGUUUUACUGAAAAAGGAAACCGUAAUGUUCACAUGAGAAUUCAUACUGGAGAGAAACCUUACACAUGUUGUCAAUGUGGAAAACGUUUUACAUAUAAACAACACCUCGAUGACCACUUCAGAAUUCACACUGGAGAGAAACCUUUCACCUGCCCUCAGUGUGCAAAGAGUUUCACUCAAAAAGGACACCUUAAAGACCACAUGAGAACUCACACCGGAGAAAAGCCAUUCACCUGCAAACUGUGUGGAAAGAGCUUCAUUCGAAAAUCAAACCUUAGCAAACACAUGAGAAUUCACAGUGGAGAGAAGCCUUACACGUGUUCUCAGUGUGGAAGAAGUUUUACACACAAACAAAGCCUCAAUGACCACAUGAUGAUUCAUACUGGAGAGAAACCUUUCAGCUGCCAACAAUGUGGAAAGAGUUUUGCUCAAAAAGGAAACCUUAAGAAGCACAUGAAGAUUCACAAUAGAGAGAAGGCGUUUACAUGUGAUGGACGUAAAGUUGCUCUUUAACAGUGUGAUCCGUGUUCAGUGUGUCAUGUGAUUAAAUUCAAAUAUGCUUUAAUUCAGAUAUAUUUGGUUGGUGCUGAGCCAGAGAUGGAUGAGCUUAGCACUUGUCAUAUCCCUUACGAAAAUUAACCAUGGCUUUACUAUAGUAAAACUGUAGUAACCAUGACUGUAAUAAGUGUGUUUUCUAUGUAUGAUGAGUAAUAUUGAAAAGUGUAUAAGGGUGUGUUCACACUUGUAGUUCGGUUCGUUUGGUUCAUUUGGUCCCGACCAAAAAGGAAAAUGAUACAUUUGGUCGGCUUGAAUGACGUAUAUAUUGUGACGUAACUUACCGAACACCCCAAACAAAAGGUGCGUUAGACUUAAAGCGGCGCUGCGGGUGUAUGAUAUCGAAGCACCCAUUAACUGAUCGGUCUGUUCAUCGCCACUUUAAGUCGAACACACUUAAUGCUGCCUGCUGGACUAAGUGCGCUCAUUGAUGCGUGUACAUAUAAUUUUAUUUUCACCACCUGUAAACUCACAAGGAGCUCAUAAAAGGCACUUAACCUCAACGUUGCGCCACGUUUGCCCUCUGCUCAUUUUGUUUUGGUUACACUGCGCAUUCCGUCAUCAAAUUAUGUCGCAUCUUUUGGUUUAAAUAUUUUUAUUAUUAGAAAUUUUAGCAGGCAGUCACUUGUAAUUACACUUUUUUUUAAAAUACAAACAUAUAAAACUUACAUUUCAACAAAUAAACAUUAAAAAAAGAGAAAAAAAAACAAUAGUCAUGAAAAUGAUAAUUGAACAAAAAUUUAAAUGCAUUUCCCCCACCCAAAAAUUAGACCCAUAAGUGCUUUCCAGUGGUAAAAGUAGGUACUGAAGGUAUAAUAAACAUAUUAAUCACAAUUUUGUAGGAAGGAAAUAAAAGGGGACCAAAUUUUUUCAAAUAACAAAAGCUGGUCACACUUUAUAUUAGGUGGCCUUAACUACUAUGUACUUAUAUCAAAAAAUAUGUACAAUGUACUUAUUGUGUUCAUACUGUAUUGAAAAACACUUGCUGCUAUUAAGGUGGGAUACGGGUAAGGUUAGGGACAGGUUUGGUGGUAUGAGUAAGUUUAAGGGUGGGUUUAGGUGUAAGAUAUGGGUCAACAAUGUAAUUAUAAAUGUAAUUUCAGAAAUUAAUUAUAUGUAGGUAUUUUUACAACUAUAAGUACAAUGUAAAAACAUGUAUGUACACAAUAAGUGCAUUGUAUCAAAUUAUUAAUUCAAAUUUAAGUACAUAGUAGUUAAGACCUCCUAAUAUAAAGUGGGACCCAAAAUCUUGUCUAUUAGGGUAUACCUGAUUCUUUCCAGAUGUAGUGUACCUGUUAACUCUCAGCAAUUUAAGAGUUGGAACUUCUUUUUUCUUCCAAAGAAAAAGAACGGAAGGAUAAGUUUUUUGGCAGAGAUCAACUCAUAUGAAACAAACUGUUGUACCCGUGUAAGUCUCAAAAAUUCUUUGGAAAUUCCAAAUAUAAUUAAUAUAGGAUCUGAUUCAAUGGGAAUGUUCAAUGUAUCUGAAAAAACUUGGAAUAUUUUGUUCCAGAAACUGUAAUUUAGGACACAAGGAAUAUAUAGGAAUGAGACAGGUUGGAAUCUAAAAACCGACAUUUGUCACACAAUGGAGACACUUCUGGAAAUAUUUUAUUCAAUUUACACUUGGAAUAAUGAAGCCUAUGAAGCACUUUAAACUGAAUGAGACAAUAUCUUGCAUUAAUGGAACAUCUGUGGACCAGUUCAAGACACUGUUCCCAAAAUUCACUAGGAAUUUCUACUGCAAGUUUAUCUUCCCAGGCAGAUUUAAUGUUCUCCAUAGAUGGACUUUUCACCUGUUCUAAACCCUUGUAGAGCAAGGAGAUGGUACUACCAUCUCUAAGACAUCUUUCCAGAAGUGUGUCCAGAUACAUGGGUGUAGCUGUGACAUAAUUAGAAAUGUUAGACUUCACAAAGUCUCUUAUUUGAAGAUACCUAAAGAAGUGAUUAGAAAGAAUACUGUAUUUCUCACACAGCUGCUGAAAGGAAGCAAAUUUUCCAUUUACAUAUAAAUUCCCUACGUUUCGUAACCCUAAAUUUAUAAAUAUAACAUCGAAGGGCAAAAAGAAGGGUUAGCUGAAAUGGAGAGCAAAAAUGACAUUUGGAUGAAUUUGAAAUGUGUCUUUAACGGUUUCCAAAUACGAACCGAAUUAUGAAUACCAGGGUUAUGAUUAUAAAGUGAACUAGCUAUACCUUUGGGUGAUAAAAGUAUUGCAUUAAUAGAAUAUGGGAGACAUUCCUCCUGUUCCAACACCAACCAAUUCUCCCCUUCCGGAGUAAAAUCUAUCCAUGAAGUCAAGGCCUUCAGGUUUGCAGCCCAAUAAUAGUAAAGAAAAUUAGGUAGGUCGAGUCCUCCCUGUAUUUUGGUUUAUAUAAGUGGUGUUUAGAAAUCAAACUUUAUAAAAGGAACUUUAUAGUUCCAGACAAAAGGAACCAGGAUAGAGUCCAUUUAAAAAAAAAAAAAAAAAAGAUUUGGGCAGGAAUACAGGAAUGUUCUGCACUAUAUACAAAAACUGCGGGAGAAAUAUCAUUUUAAUUGCGUUUACCCUACCCACAAGAGAAAUAGGAAGUGUUCUCCAGAAAUUGAUCAUGGAUUUAAGUUUAGACAACAGGGGUUGAAAAUCGGCCUUAACUUAGUUGGAAAACUUUUUUGUCUCCUCAAUUCCUAGGUAUGUGAAUUGUUCUGAAGCAAUCUUAAAGGGCAAAUACUGAAGCCGAGAGGAAUCUUUGAUAGUGAUUGGCAUCAACACGCUCUUGUCCCAAUUAAUUUUAUAUUCUGCAAAUGUACCAUAGUAAUUAAUCAAAUUAAGGAUAUUUAGAAUGCUACUAUCGGGCUCAGAAAUAAAUAAAAUUACAUCAUCUGCAUAUAAUGCUAAUUCAUUAGCAUUUAACUCCAGUAUGUGUACUAAUAGCCUCAGCUAAAGGCUCAAUGGCUAAUGUAAACAAAAGUGGUGACAGUGAACACCCCUGUCUUGUACCACGGUGUAAUUCAAAACGAGAAGACAUUGUUUGAUUUGUGAGAAUUCUUGCACACGGACUAGAGUACAACAAUUUAAUCCAUGAAAUGAAAUAAUCUCCGAGAUUAAACUUCUUCAAUACGGCAAAUAGGUAAGGCCACUCAAUUUGAUCGAAUGCCUUCUCUGUAUCCAAUGACAGAAUGUCUAGAUCUUGCUGCAAGCCUCUGGAAGAAUAAAUGAUAUUAAAAAGCCGCCUGAGAUUAAAGGAAGAGUUCCGUUUUGGUAUGAAGCCAUUUUGAUUUGGAUGUUUACGUUUCUAAUUACUGUGUUUAGUCUGCAUGCCAACGUUUUUGCCAGAGUUUUUUUUUUUUUUUAUCCGAAUUUAAGAGUGAAAUAGGUCUAUAAGAACCCAGUUCCUCUGGGUUCCUUCCUUUUUUUUGGGACCACAGUAAUAAUUGCUUCGUUUAGGGAGGACGGCAGAGACUGAUCUAUAAAUGACUGUUUAUAAAUCCUAUAUAAAUAAGGUGAUAGUAAUUCGUUGCAGGCUUUACAGAAUUCAUUACAAAAUCCAUCUGGACCAGGUGUUUUACAUCUUUUUAGAGAUUUUAUGGUACCUGAUAUUUCUUUAAUAGUAAUUUCCGCACCUAACUCCUCAACUUGCUCUUGAUUUAAUGAGGGUAGAUUUUGUUGGUCUAGAAACUGAGCAGUAACUGUAGGGUCUAUAUUUCCUUUAGACAAAUACAGUGUCUCAUAGAAUCUUCAUGAUAAUAGUUAGUGAACAAUUUUCCAGUAAAAAAAAAAAUAAAAAAUGUUUUUAAUUUAUGCUAUCUCACAGAAUGUCCAUUAACAGUGCCUACAGUCCUUGUCAGACAUGCAGCUUUUCCUUUAUUUUAGUGGUAUUGGGCUUAUGUAUAAAUGGAAUAAGGACCAAAUGAUGGCAGCACAACGUCAGUGCUUGGUGAUGCAGCUUCUUCUCAGUUCCACCUAAAGCAGUUUUUGUUAAUGUAAUGGGAGUCAUACUGUUGCAAUAGAGGAUUCUCUCUUUUUUGUUUCAUUUACCUUGCUGACUUCACAACAUGCACACAAAUAUGAAUUGUACAUACUUUGCUAUAUUUGCAGUACUCCUGGUAUGUUGUCAUGGAGGCUCCAUUUGAUUUCAAAAUUGUAAGUAUAAAUUCAGUAAUUAUAGAUAUGGGGAUUUGGUCCAGAGAGGGGCACUCUGUGGUCCUUCCUGAGAUUUAUUCCCUUUUUUACCUUUGGGUUUUUUUGGGAGGAGUUUUUUUUUUUUUCUUCUUCUUCCUGCUAUGUUGGGCCUCCAUAUUAACUUAACUUGCAACUUGACUUGUAAAUUUAUUGUACUCUGGUCUUUUUUUCAGCAUGACAUGCCUUGCUUAAGGAGGUGGUGGUGCACAAUGUUGGUGGAGAAUCUAGAGAUUGAAGGGUACCUGUGUCUUUAAAAAAUCAAGACAAACUCAAGAUAUUUUUAUCUGUAAUCGGGCCGCAAGGUAAACAUUGAAUUUUUAUAAAUUUAAUACUACAACCAUGGCCGGAGAUUUGUCCACUUUACCAAGCAGGGAAUAGAUGGCCAGGGGAAGUCUGGACCCAAUUUUCCGCAUCCCUAGGAAGAGGAAAUAUGAGGUUGCCAUGGUAAGAAUUAUGGCCAAAUUUUUACAGGCCCAAAAACUUGGUCUAAAGAUAUAAUUGUAAUUCUUGUGCUUUACGUGUACUAAGCUAUUAUGUAAUAUGCAUCUUACUGCCUUCAUGUAAAGAAACCUGUCCUCUCAAACCCAUGCGAGGUGAAGAAGCCAUGCAGAGUAGAGUCCUCUUCGGAGGGAAUAGGCAUUUUGCAAGCAUGUAUCUAGAUUUGAUUUCCUUCCUGUGAGGGAGUUUAACAGAGGUGCUUCACGUCUAAAAACGGAUCACAGUUAGUUAUGUGCUCUCCACGUACACAUGCCAGCUUCCCACUGCUUACAUACUGUAUCUUAAUCCAAGAUGCAACAACAACUACAUAUAUGCUAUUUGAAGGACACAAAUGUGAACGGUACAGAGCAUGCAAAUUAAGAGUGGUCCAUUUUCCUGGUCCAAGAUGAUGAUGAUAUUGAUGAUGAUGAUACCUGAUAUUGAGCCUACUGAUUUUGCAGUGACUUGUGUUUUAUGUUCACAGUUACCUGAGGACAUUUUGCACAUGAUCUUCAUCCUUGUGGUGCUAGAAGAUGGUGACCCUGCAAUUCAUACCCUGGCUCUCACGUGCACACGUUUCUGGAGGAUAGCGAGAGAGAAAUCCUUUCGGGAGGAAGCGCACCUCUGCUGGCUUGACAGUGUGGUGAACUGGAAAGCAUUUUCAGAGCAUAGAAGGACCUACCGAACUCCAUAUCGAAUCUCCUGUUACAUUCAGUGCAAUUAUCUCUACAAAGACUGUGAAGGCUACAGGGUAUGUGGGCAGAGGGGAAAACUACAAGGAUUCUACUCCGACAAUGAAUUUGCAGGAUACUGCAGCGUUGAAUGUUUUUAUGAGGCUGGAGGCACUUUGUAAUAACUGAUUUUCUAUUGGAUGUGAUUUUCUAUUUUACAUGAUAUAUGCAUGUUAGAAAGGCUCAGACUACAUGCAUUUCUACAUAUUUCUUUGAUCUCAGUUCUAUAAAACUGAAAGCACUUUAUAUGGCAGUUAAUAAAUUCAGUAUACAAAGAAUUUAUUAUUUUUUUGUUGUUGUUGUUAUUUUUUCCACAGAUAUUGUGAUGAAUUGUAGGUGUCCGUUUCAGUAAAUCUAAAUGCAAAAUGCACUGUAAGGUAGAGGUCUGCAAGCCCGUCGGGUCCCGACGGAGCCCGACAGGCCGAGUCCAUUCGGGCCGGGCUCGGGCUUUUUUUUUUAUUUUUUACAGGUCGGGCUCGGGCUCAUUUAGCUUCUCUCCUUUUAUUGUGCCCAUAUACGCGCAGAGCACACAUGGCUAAUUAAAUACUGAUUAUAUUAUAAAUAUUAUACAUCGCCUAAGCAAUACGCAAUGCAUACGCACACAUUAGCAUACAGGUGACCAUGCAGAGCAUCAGGAAGAAGUUGGAGCGUGGAGUUACAAAAAGUUCCCAAUGCUUCGGGAAAAGCUGCAUUUUUGAUCAGCCAUACAUUUGAUGAUGAUCCUGACUCGCCAUCUCCUCACUGGAUGUGCCUUUAGAGAGAAAUGCAUCUUUAGGGAUUUUAUAAUGAAAGAGUUUUUGUUUUCGAUUUGAAUUAUUUUGUUUUAAAGUAGUAAUUCAAAGCUUUCUAUAGAUACUAUAUUUAUCAAGUCAGUGAGGCAAGUAGGCUAUAUGCUGUGUUUCGGUUUUUCAGAAGCGCUCCGCUUGCUCAAAACCGAAAUUGCUUCUUUUUUUUAAUAAAAGCACGUUUUGUUGAUAUUGUGAGUGCACACAAAUAAAAGUAGACCCUUUACAGUUCCGAACAACGUAGCCUUUUACUCUUACCUUUAUGAGCAAAAAUGACAGCGUAUUUUGAAAUGUUUCCAAUGCAAGUGAUCGUUCUGGCGCGUCCUGUAAAGCGUGCUUCAGCUUCCACUCUCCGCACAAACUACUGGAUAUGCAUCAGUGCACAUUUAUCUAGCUCAAGCGUUUAAACUAACAUUGUGGAGCUGUUUUAUAAUUAUAGAUUUAAUUUUAAGUCGUGAUGAUUUGAGAAAGCUAAAUUGAGCAAACAUAGGCUAUGAUCAACUCGCUGUCUGCCGCUGACCGCUUGGUCGUAACUUUAAAAAACAAAAACUUACAUUUAACGAAUAAAAAAAAUGCUCCAAACGUUUUUCUAAAUUAACUUCAUAAAAUAACGAAACGAAAUACAAUCACUUUGCCAUUUCAUACAAAACUGAACUAUUUUAAUAGCUGAAACAGUAGUAGAUAAGCUGUUUUGGGAGAAGGGGGAAAAAAGACGGGCUCGGGCCGGACUCGGGCCGAGAAUUCUGAUGAGCUGUCGGACACGGGCCGGGCUCUACUGUAAGGUGGCACCAUUGUUAUCAUAGGCAAUGUAUGUUGACAGGCUUGUACUACGAUUCACCAUGGCAACAGGUAAAGCUGGAGGUACUUUGUAAUAAUUGAUUUUCUAUUGGACGUGUUAUAUACGUGUUAGAAAGGCUCAGACUACAUGCAUUUCUACAUAUUUGUUUGAUCUCAGUUCUGUUAAACUGAAAGCACUUUAUAUGACCGUUAAUAAAUUCAGUAUACAAUUUUUUUUUUAUUUUUUAGAUAUUGUGAUGUAUUUUAGGUGUCUCUUUCAAUAAAUCUAAACGCAAAAUGGGCUGUAAGGUGGCAUCAUUGUUAUCAUAGGCAAUGUACUGUAUGUUGACAGGCUUGUACUACGAUUCACCAUGGCAACAGGUAAAUUAAAAGCGGAACCUUAAUGGACGUAGAGAUAUUAAUCCAGGUUUAUGCAGACUGCGGACAUUUUUUUUUUUUUUUAAAGAGCCCUACUCAGAGCGGGGAAAAGUGUCGAUAAGUUAACACAAAGUUUUAUUCAGUUUUUUUUUUAUCAAUUCAUCAUUGACCAGACUUACAUUUCCUUGGGGAGUAUUGUAGAACAACAUAUUAUUCUUAAAAGCAAAUAAUACAUGAAAGCCAGAAUGCCGAGGAAGGUUAAAUUUGAAUGGAUUAUCAACUACAGAGACUACUGUAUGAAAAUGACUUAUACACUUAAAUUUAAACUCUUAUCUCAGGAAAAAUUAUUCUCACCGUUGUCUCUAUGUGAGCGACCAUCUUGCCGACAACAUCUCGUUUUGACAUCUCGCGUGGUUCUGUGUGAUUUGGACAACUUCAAGUUACGCCCCUCUCUUGCAGUCCGCAGACAGAUGCUAUUGCGGUAUGCGGCUGUACACAAAGCAGGUUUAUGAGCACGGUGCUAGCAUUAUAGGUAAGAUGAAAUAAAAAUGCCAACAACACGUUUCUGAGGACAGUCGGUUCCCUUCAGUUACUUUCACAUAAAAACAUCCGCUCCGCGUUUUGACUUGAAACUUGCAGCGCUCAUAUUUAUUCAAUGACAUCAUUGCCUUUUGAUGUUUAAUCCAGCCGUAUCGUGACUUUUAUCUUUCCGUCCCCAACUGUAAGACCUCUUGAAAUUACAAUUAAGACAUUUCUUAUUCUAUUUAACGCAUUUAAACUUUUUUUAUGGCCUUAAGUUUGAUACAACUCACUUUCAGAGUUUUUAAGGACCCGCGGGAUCUGUAUUUAAGGAGCCCGUCGGGCAGGGCAGUGAUACAUUUUGGUAGCCCGACUGGACAAUAGCCCCGGGUCGUCGGGGUUAGCGAUUUUGCGAGCCCUGCAUAGGCUUACUUCCAUGUUGAAGAAUAAGAUGAAUCCUGCUUCCUGUUAAGGUACUGACUGGUCACAUGACAGGUCAACCAUACAUUUCCUACAGAAACAUACACACUUAAGACGGUAAGAGGAAUAAAAUGGACUAAGAAAACAUGUAAACUAGUUAAAACUAUUAUCUGUA
This is a messenger RNA of Onychostoma macrolepis, 10341 nucleotides long. Its product is annotated as gastrula zinc finger protein XlCGF49.1-like. Gene Ontology annotation, cellular component: PcG protein complex; transcription regulator complex. The record is from RefSeq and is a predicted model, not a curated record. The coding region runs from base 978 to 1877 and encodes 299 amino acids. Gene Ontology annotation, biological process: regulation of transcription by RNA polymerase II. Gene Ontology annotation, molecular function: RNA polymerase II cis-regulatory region sequence-specific DNA binding; DNA-binding transcription factor activity, RNA polymerase II-specific. The transcript is spliced from 4 exons. NCBI's taxonomy places the organism in Eukaryota, Metazoa, Chordata, Actinopteri, Cypriniformes, Cyprinidae.